Messenger RNA from Sus scrofa (pig), 2507 nucleotides. The record is from RefSeq and is a predicted model, not a curated record. Lineage: Eukaryota; Metazoa; Chordata; Mammalia; Artiodactyla; Suidae.
CAGAACCCCCGAGACAGCAGAAGAGGCCAGGAGCAGAGCACACUGGGGAGGCAGAGAUGCUGGACUUGCUGAGUGAUCUGCUCUGAGGGUGAGGGAGGGCAGGCUGUCUGGGACCACCCCACAGGUUGCCAACGUGGGUGACUCGGUGCCUGGUGGUGACAUUCCCUGGGAUAACACAUACAGGAAUAACAAAUACGUGUAUUAAGGGGCGUUUCUGGACAAGCAGGAUUUAGGUGCCUGUGGUCAGCCAGCAGUCUGCAGGGAUGUGGGGUCUGAAGUCAGACCAAAUCUGUCUGCUUAAACUAUGUGCUUAAAAUCCUCUAAUGACUUCCCGUGUUUAAACAGAGAGGCCGGACUCCUCCUCGUGGUAAACAAAGCCCUUGGCAACCAGUCCCUUCCAGCCUCAUUGCGCCACACUCCAGCCCCAAACCCGCUCCCCGGGCCUACUGAGUCCCGGAAUAAGCCCUGCCUUUGUUCCUGCUAGUCCUGGGGCCUGCACUGCCCUUCUGCCCCGUCCCCUGUAUGUUGGGCAAGUCCUACCUGUUUCAGGCUGCUCUGAAGCCUGCGCUGACCCUGACAAGCAGAAACCAGCUCUCUCUUCUUUGCGCCGUCCCUGAAGUGUGUGCUGCUGCCCCUGCCCGUCACUCCCUGCACUGGAGGUCUUGCAUGUCUGUGCUCCUAUGAGGUGGAGAGCACAUCUGACUUCCCUGUUCUUAGCCCGGGGCUGGCAGGUGACACAGCAGAUGUUUAGAGGGCGAAUGAGCGCCCCUGCUCCAGGAGCUGGGGUAUGGCCGUCAAUGUGUACUCCACAUCCGUGACCAGCGAGAAUCUGAGUCGCCAUGACAUGCUUGCGUGGGUCAACGACUCCCUGCACCUCAACUAUACCAAGAUAGAACAGCUCUGCUCAGGGGCCGCCUACUGCCAGUUCAUGGACAUGCUCUUCCCUGGCUGUGUGCACUUGAGGAAGGUGAAGUUCCAGGCCAAGCUAGAGCAUGAAUACAUCCACAACUUCAAGGUGCUGCAAGCAGCUUUCAAGAAGAUGGGUGUUGACAAAAUCAUUCCUGUAGAGAAAUUAGUGAAAGGAAAAUUCCAAGAUAAUUUUGAGUUUAUUCAGUGGUUUAAGAAAUUCUUUGACGCAAACUAUGAUGGAAAGGAUUACAACCCUCUGCUGGCGCGGCAGGGCCAGGACGUAGCACCACCUCCUAACCCAGGUGAUCAGAUCUUCAACAAAUCCAAGAAACUCAUUGGCACAGCAGUUCCACAGAGGACGUCCCCCACGGGCCCCAAAAACAUGCAGACCUCCGGCCGGCUGAGCAACGUGGCUCCACCCUGCAUCCUCCGGAAGAAUCCUCCAUCGGCCCGAAAUGGCGGCCAUGAGACCGAUGCCCAGAUUCUUGAGCUCAACCAGCAGCUACUGGAUUUGAAGCUGACAGUGGAUGGGCUAGAGAAGGAGCGCGACUUCUACUUCAGCAAACUCCGAGACAUCGAGCUCAUCUGCCAGGAACACGAAAGUGAGAACAGCCCUGUCAUCGCGGGCAUCAUUGGCAUCCUCUAUGCCACCGAGGAAGGAUUUGCACCCCCUGAGGACGACGAGAUCGAGGAACACCAACAGGAAGACCAGGACGAGUACUGAGGGCGGCCCCAGCCCUGGCUGACCGCUCCGCUUCCCGGGCCUCCCCUCCCCGCUCCCACCCCCACAUUAUAACCCUUUCCUGACAGCCGGUCGGCCGGGUGCUUUGUGUCAGUGCCGCAGCAUCGCAGCCUCGGGGAGCCCGGCGAGCAGGGCUUGGGGGGACGGGCCAGGUGAGCCGGCAGAGGCCCCUCCUCCUGCGGCACAGGCCCCGUGGGCGGGCCCCCUGCCCACUCCCCACCCCUAUUUAUUUCCGUUGUCUCUGUGCUGUGUCGGCCAACACUUCCCAGGGUGUUGCUGCCACCCACCCCAGCCAGCCGCCUGCGCCUCUGACAGCCAGCAGCUGUAUAUUUGACAAAGUCAUUGGUAUAUUUUUACUUACUGGAUUUUCCUUGCACUUUACCUGUUCUUUUCCCAGGGCUGACAGCACGGGCUCCGGGGCAGCGUGCCCGGCUUGGCUUCCCUUCCCCAUGGCCGGGGCCAUGGCAGGACUCACCGAUUCUUAUUUAUUUUGUCUUUUGACUUCCCAGUAGUUGAGGGAAAGGCUGAUGUCAGGAGAGGGAGAGAGGGGGCUGAGGAGGGGGUGCCUUAGGCCCUGGCAGUCAGGGAGAGGGAGGGGAGCAUGCGAGGGAUGAAAACGGCCUCCUGGCACCAGGCUCGCCCACCCUCGGCCCCCUGCCCCCAGCACUGAAGCCCAGCACUGCCCCAGGCCCCCAGCCACGCCCCCUGCCGCUUGGUUCCUGCCACACAGACUCUGCCUGGCCCCUCCUGUCGGUCUGCCUCCUCUCGGCCCGCCUCCCCUACCCCUGCCCCUCGGGCCACCCAGCCUGCAUACGUGUUCACUUUUAUUUCAAUAAACUUGUGUGGUAAAAGUCCA